GAAGGCGUAGAAGGGGAGGAGCCACAGGAGGAAGCUCCUACCAGGAAGAUAACACCAUCGGUCAUCCAGCCCUUUCAAGCAGCUGAUGGAGUAAAGUUUUCAUAUCAGCGAUGGCGUUCUCUGAUGCGAGGAAGGAGCUGGACUGUUCCAUCUGUCUGAACAUUUAUACCAAUCCUGUGACACUGAGAUGUGGACACAACUUCUGCCGGGACUGUAUAGAAGGUGUUCUGGAUACACAGAGGGAUUCCGGAGUUUAUUGCUGUCCUGAAUGCAGAGAAGAGUCCCAGGAGCGGCCUGAACUUAUCAGGAACAUUACACUGCGCAACAUAAUAGAGAGAUUACAAUCUACCAAACCGGAGGAGGAGGAGAAGGAGAGCCAGAUCUUCUGUACAUACUGUAUUCACUCUCCUGUACCUGCUGUUAAAUCUUGUCUGCUGUGUGAAGCUUCUCUAUGUGAUGACCACCUGAGAAUCCACAGCAAGUCACCCCAACAUGUCCUAUCUGACCUCACCACUCCCCAGAAGAACAGGAAAUGCUCCGUCCAUGAGAAUAUCCUGGAGUAUUACUGCACCGAGGACUCGGCCUGUCUCUGUGGGUCCUGCAGGCUGCAUGGAGACCAUCAGGAACACCAGGUGGAGGCUCUGGAGGAGGCCUCUGAGAAGAGGAAGGAGAACCUGACCAAUGCUCUGCAGGAGUUAUUGAAAAAGAAAAAGGAGCUAGAGGAGAGUGUGGAGAUUCUGCAAAAAUACAAGAGAAAAGUACAAGACGGUGCAGACGAGGUAACCAAGAGAGUCACUGCCAUAUUCAGAGACAUCAGGAGACAAGUGGACAUCCUGGAGAGGAGAGUUCUUAAUACGAUUUCCAGGCAGGCGGAGAAAGUCUCAUUCCCAGCCUCUGAUUUAUUGCAGGAUCUGGAGAUAAAGAAGGAUGAUCUGUCCAGGAAGAUUUGUCACAUCGAGAAGAUAUGUAACAUGACGGACCCACUGACUUUCCUACAGGAAUCAGACACAGGUGACUUGUGUGAUACUGAGGAUGAGGAUGAGGAGGACAAAGAGAGACGUAAUAAACUCCUUCAUUGUGGGGGGGGAACUGGAUGUGACUGGAAUCUCACACACAUUACAUACAGGAUUGUUUGAUAUAAUAACAGGCUUAAAUAAAGGGAUAAAUAUACCAGAACCUGCAUAUAUAAGACUGGAUGAAGAUACGGCUUAUGAUUAUCUAUAUAUUUCGGAUGACAAGAAGACCGCACGCAAGGUAGCCGGAAACCUAAAUCGCCCAGUAACAACAAAGAGAUACAUGGGAAUGUUACCUCAGGUGAUGAGCAGUCAGAGUUUCUCCUCAGGGAGACAUUACUGGGAUGUGGAUGUUGGGGG
Molecule: messenger RNA, 1373 nt
Organism: Rana temporaria (common frog)
Lineage: Eukaryota; Metazoa; Chordata; Amphibia; Anura; Ranidae
Product: E3 ubiquitin/ISG15 ligase TRIM25-like
Exons: 3
Coding region: 111-1136 (341 amino acids)
Molecular function (GO): zinc ion binding
Source: RefSeq, a predicted model, not a curated record